CAGAAAUCAGAACGACGAGCGCCAUGAAACAAGCUGCAGCCGCAAGCUAGUAAACAGAAUUUAGGGGUUUUCUUCUAUAAACCGAGCAAAGACAACAGAUUUUAUAAACCAAUUUUGCUUGCCAAAGAAACCAAAAGUUGAAUCGGAGUUUGAAGAUUUUAGAAACUCCCCAACUCUCUCUAUCUCUGGCUCUCCUAUUUCCUCGCUUUGUUCGUUGGGUUCUUAUCAUUGGAGAGCAUCCAAAAAGCUCCUACAAGCCGCAAUUAGACUUAUUUGUUAUGAAACGAGGAUUCUCCCAAUCUCCCUCCAGCUCUGCUCCUCCUUCUUCAUCCAGAUUCAAAUCCAAUCCUGAAGGUGAUUCUCAGUUUCUUGAAGAUGAUACAACAAAGAACUUUGCCCGGAAGGUUGCUGAUCAUUACAGUCGAAGAACGAACCAGACUCUGGAAGAGAGAGAAGCUAGUCCCAUCAUUCAUCUGAAGAAACUUAACAACUGGAUUAAAAGUGUGUUGAUCCAGCUUUAUGCUCGUCCUGACGAUGCUGUUCUUGACCUUGCCUGUGGGAAGGGUGGUGAUUUAAUCAAGUGGGAUAAGGCAAGGAUCGGGUACUAUGUUGGAAUAGAUAUAGCUGAAGGGUCGAUUGAAGAUUGUCGCACGCGUUAUAAUGGUGACGCAGACCAUCACCAACGUCGUAAAAAGUUCAGUUUUCCCUCGCGUUUGUUAUGUGGGGAUUGUUUUGAGGUUGAGUUAGACAAGAUUCUUGAAGAGGAUGCCCCUUUUGAUAUCUGCAGUUGCCAGUUUGCUAUGCAUUACUCAUGGACUACUGAGGCGCGUGCACGACGAGCUUUGGCAAAUGUCUCAGCUCUACUUCGUCCUGGAGGCGUCUUUAUAGGAACAAUGCCAGAUGCCAAUGUUAUUAUAAAAAAGCUCAGAGAAGCUGAAGGGUUGGAGAUCGGUAAUAGCGUAUACUGGAUUCGUUUUGGUGAAGAGCAUUCCGAAAAGAAGUUCAAAUCUCGGAGCCCCUACGGUAUCGAAUACGUAUUUCAUCUUGAGGAUGCUGUUGAUUGUCCUGAAUGGAUUGUGCCCUUUAACGUCUUCAAGGCUUUAGCCGAAGAGUAUGAUUUAGAGUUGGUAUUUGUGAAGAACUCACACGAGUUUGUGCAUGAGUAUAUGAAAAAACCAGAGUUUGUAGACCUCAUGAGAAGGCUUGGUGCUUUGGGUGAUGGCAACCAAGAUCAAAGCACAUUAUCAGCUGAUGAAUGGGAAGCUGCAUAUCUAUACCUCUCUUUCGUCUUGAGGAAGAGAGGAGAAUCCGAUGGAGUUCAAAGGAGAGGGCGGAGGAAGAAUGGGAAGAUGAACUUAUCGAAAGACGAUGUUUUGUAUAUCGAUAGCUGAAGUGUAGAAGAGCGUCCCUUGUACACACACUAUAGAGUGUCUCUAAGUCUCUGUUUUGGUCUCACUAGGCCCAAUAAUAAGAUUAGUCGUCGAAGUCGAACACUUUGCGUUUUUCUCAAGUGUGUUAAGGCUUUAACAGAAUAUACCCAUCAGGAUGCUCAACAUCGCACAUCAUCGUUUUGUAUUAUUAUGUAUUGAGAUUAUAUCGACUUUGAACUUGAGAAAACUCAGAAAGAUUCAAUCUUUUGACUUUUGUUCUAAUACAGUAAUACGGAAUCAACAGUCUUUUAUAGAACAAGGACCA
Messenger RNA from Thlaspi arvense, 1695 nucleotides. The record is from the annotation of a GenBank genome assembly. NCBI's taxonomy places the organism in Eukaryota, Viridiplantae, Streptophyta, Magnoliopsida, Brassicales, Brassicaceae.